Molecule: messenger RNA, 805 nt
Organism: Chironomus riparius
Lineage: Eukaryota; Metazoa; Arthropoda; Insecta; Diptera; Chironomidae
Source: the annotation of a GenBank genome assembly
GCGCUUCUGAGCGUCGAAAUAUUGCCAGUCCGACAAAUAAGCACAGUAAACUUGCACUAUAUAUCCACAAUGUUACCGGCUCGAUUGCUCGUCCGUAACACAAUUCAAUAUCAAUUGGUGAGGAGCAUAAGCUACACGCCAGUCCGUAAAAUGCCUUUCAAGAAGCACGAAGUUGUACCUGAUGUAAUUCCAACAGCACCGACUAAUGUCGCUAAAGUUGAUUACGUAUCUGGAGUUUCUGCCAACUUAGGCAAUGUUUUGACACCCACUCAGGUCAAAGAUGCUCCAACUGUUGAUUGGGAUGCUGAGGCUGAUGCAUUUUAUACCCUUUGUAUGACUGAUCCAGAUGCUCCGUCACGUCAAAACCCAGAAUACCGCGAAUGGCACCACUGGCUCAUUGGAAAUAUUCCCGGAAAGAAUAUUUCAAAAGGCGAAGUUUUGAGUGAUUAUGUUGGUUCAGGACCACCGGAAAAGACUGGUCUUCAUCGCUACAUCUUCCUCGUCUUCAAACAAUCUGGAAAAUUGACAUUUGACGAGCCAAGACUCACAAAUCGAUCAGCUGACAACCGUGGAUGCUUUAAAAUUCAAAAGUUUGCUGAAAAAUACAAUCUUGGCGUUCCAGUUGCUGGCAACUUUUAUCAAGCUGAAUGGGACACUUAUGUUCCUGAAUUGUAUAAGCAACUAGGUGCUUAAGGCAUGAAGACAUGAAGCAUUAUUUGAGCAUUUGAAAUUGUAAUCACAGAAUUAGAUUUGUACCUUUUGAAAGAAGAAUAAACUGUCAACAACUAACGAUAAAAAAAAUUAC